UCUAGAGGGUGAAGCGUAUGAUUUUAGCUUUCUUUGUGACAAGAUUGGAAGACACCGGAGGUCACCUAACUUCCCCCCUAUUUUUCUUUUUCCCUUGCUCACUUUUUAAGAAAAGGAUGUAUAAAAAAUGAGGGUGCAGCUAAAAGCAAUGUUACAUGGACAUGAAGUCUGUAUAAAUAUGAGCACCAGUGGAAGCCAGGAGGGCCUUCUCUUCUGUGAUCUCCCCAUGAUGUGCUGCCCUCCUCUUCAGAGCCCACCUGGUGCUGAGGUUUAUGCAAUCCCAGUCUCCAGGUCUGCAUUAUCUUGCCUUCCUUUUAAAAUCAAUUAUAACUCAUAAAAUGAAAAAUAGUAAAACCUAAACAAUUGUGUUUUGGGAAUGCAUGCUCAUGUUUUUAAGAAACACAUUUUACAAAGCAGACACACAACACUGUGGAGCUGGAGGUAACACGUGAAGCCUGGGUUGGCUGCAACACAUCCACCGCUCCCCAUUCAUGAGCAAAGGAAGGGCGGGAAGGAUGUCAAUGCAUUCGGGAGGCAGGAAGAGGAGGGCAGAAGGGCCUGCAAAGACAGGAGGGGAGGGUGGACUCAAAAGGAGAAGGCCCAAAAAGCCACGCGGAGGAAGAAUCCCUGGCCUUCCAAGGAGGAGAAGAGCCUGCUUCCCCUUUGAAAUCCUGUCUGUUUCCUGCAGGAUUCUAGAGUUUGUAGUUAAGAGAAGCGAAGGACCUCCCUGGCUGAGAAUGAGAAAGGCCCCUCCCUGAACACCUUGCAGCGUAAGAAAUCGCACACGGAGAAUCUUGGGGCCCCGUCCCAUUUGUACCUGAGGAAGGAUUGUUCGUAGUUGGGCAAGUGUCAAAGUAUUUGUCACCUGGCACUGGGCAGCUUCCCUCUUCCUCUGGGUUUGCUACAGCACUAGACUUCCUCUUCGUGUUCCAUGAGAUCUUUCUCUGUUCAACUCCUGAAGAGAUUCUCCUCUCAUUUCUCUGGCAGGUAAGUUCGGAACAAGUUCUGUGAAGAACACCUUGUGAGAGCUUUGCCUGAGGAGUGCUGCAAGUUCAAAGUGACUUCAAGAUACACAGCAAUGACAACAAGAAAAAAUAAGUACCAGAAAAAUAUUUUUGAGGCUACAUCCCUGUGCUGUUAAGGGGGGAAAUAAGAUUUUGGUGUAAAAAGAGAGGCUUGGGAAACCAAGCAGAAGGCUACAGCAAUACAAAAACUGCUGUUCAGGAGGUUAUAUCUGUGAACCCCUGGCAUCAUAUUUGAAUUAUAAAUGUAAAAAAAUGGCAAGCCCUCUACCUCCCUAUCCUAGAUCAGACACAGGGGAGAAGUUACAUCAGUGUAUGGAGUGUGGAAAACAAUUUGAUAGGAAAAGUUCUCUUACUGUACAUGAACAGACCCACACAGGGGAGAAGCCAUAUCAGUGCAAGGAAUGUGGAGAAAGCUUCAGUCAGAGUAGCAAUCUGCGUGCCCAUAAAAAGAUACACACAGGGGAGAAGCCACAUAAAUGUAUGGAAUGUGGAAAGGGCUUCAGUCAGAGUGGACAUCUGCGUGCCCAUCAAAGGGCACACACAGGGGAAAAGCCAUAUAAAUGUAUGGAAUGUGGAGAAUGCUUCAGUCGCAGUGACACUCUACGUUCCCAUCAAAGGACGCACACAGGGGAGAAGCCAUAUAAAUGUAUGGAAUGUGGAAAGAGCUUCAGUCAGAGUAGCACUCUACGUUCCCAUCAAAGGAAGCACACAGGGGAGAAGCCAUAUAAAUGUAUGGAAUGUGGAAAGAGCUUCAGUCGCAGUGGCCAUGUAUGUUCCCAUCAAAGGAUCCACACAGGGGAGAAGCCACAUAAAUGCAUGGAGUGUGGAGAAAGAUUCAGUCAGAGUGGCCAUCUAUGGUCCCAUCAAAGGACACACACAGGGGAGAAGCCACAUAUAUGCAUGGAAUGUGGAAAGAGCUUCAGUCGCAGUGACACUCUACGUUCCCAUCAAAAGACACACACAGGGGAGAAGCCACAUAAAUGCAUGGAAUGUGGAAAGAGCUUCAGUGAGAGUGGGACUCUUCGUAACCAUCAAAGGAUCCACACAGGGGCGAAGCCAUAUAAAUGUAUGGAAUGUGGAAAGAGCUUCAGUCAGAGUGGACAUCUGCGUGCCCAUCAAAGGGCGCACACAGAGGGAAAGCCAUAUAAAUGUAUGGAAUGUGGAGAAAGCUUCAGUCGCAGUGACAAUCUACGUUCCCAUCAAAGGACGCACACAGGGGAGAAGCCAUAUAAAUGCAUGGAAUGUGGAAAGAGCUUCAGUCGCAGUGGCCAUGUAUGUUCCCAUCAAAGGAUCCACACAGGGGAGAAGCCACAUAAAUGCAUGGAGUGUGGAGAAAGAUUCAGUCAGAGUGGCCAUCUGUGGUCCCAUCAAAGGACACACACAGGGGAGAAGCCACAUAUAUGCAUGGAAUGUGGAAAAAGCUUCAGUCGCAGUGGCAAUCUACGUUCCCAUCAAAGGACACACACAGGGAAGAAGCCACAUAAAUGCAUGGAAUGUGGAAAAAGCUUCAACCACAGUGGCAAUCUACGUUCCCAUCAAAGGAUACACACAGGGGAGAAGCCACAUAAAUGCAUGGAAUGUGGAAAGAGCUUCAGUGAGAGUGGGACUCUUCGUAACCAUCAAAGGAUCCACACAGGGGAGAAGCCACAUAAAUGCAUGGAGUGUGGAGAAAGAUUCAGUCAGAGUGGCCAUCUAUGGUCCCAUCAAAGGACGCACACAGGGCAGAAGCCACACAUAUGCAUGGAAUGUGGAAAGAGCUUCAGUCGCAGUGGCAAUCUACGUUCCCACCAAAUGACUCACUCAGUACAGAAGCCAUAGAAGUGCAUAGAAUGUGGAGAAAGUUUCAGUCAGAGUAACUAUCUCGAUUCCUUCCAAAUCUAUCUACAUUGCUUUCAAAGGAGCCACAUAAUAGAGAAGCCGUAUAAAUGCACGGAAUGUGGGAAGAGCUGUAGAGGAUGUUCAGCAUACAAUAAACAUCACGGAACUCAUGCGCCGCUAGAGGAGACUUGCCUUUCAGUUUCUGAGCUCUCUUUCAAAAAAUAUUGGAAUGAAAGAGGAAGGCUGGCACCUGGCUCUCUCUCUCUCUCUCUCUCUGUACCGUGAACUACAGUUUGUGUGGCCUUGGUCGGCGGCUACUGGGAGCAGGUCUCACUCAGAAGGGGAUUUUUCUCCGUAUUGCAGCAAGCUCCGAAGGGGUUCCCCUCGCCUCCUCCAUAAGAAACCCAUCACAAGCUUCUAGGGUGAUCUGUGGAGGUUUGCUGAAAGGAGCAGCAGCUGAGAUCUCUGGAGAAAAGGGUUCUGAACAAGAAGAGCUCUUUGGUAGCAGAGAAGGUCAUCUCUUCAUACCCUCGUCUCCCGUCUUGGCUCUGUUGCCCCUCGGUUAGAAUUUUGGCCUCUAGCCAUGUACCUGUCACCCUUUUCUGGACUUUGUUGUAUCCUGAAUAGUUCUGGACUGACUUCUGGUUUCAUUUAUGAACCAGGACGUUGUUUGUAUCCCUGACUUUCUGGCUUGACUUUGGGACUCUGAAUUUGGAUUGUACUCUUGUUAUUUCAUCAGCUCUGUUGAAUGAUCUCCUGGCAUGUGACUCUUGGACUGUAACCUUUCUUCUUGCUCCUGACUCUGACUGUGUUGCUGCAAUUGUAUUAUUUUAGCAGGACUGGUGCAAUGAGUUAAACCCUUGUGCUGGCUGAACUGCUGACUUGAAGUUUGGUGAUUUGAAUCCGCGAGACAGAGAGAGCUCCCAUCUGUCAGCCCUAGCUUCCCCGUGCGGUGACACAAGAGAAGCCUCCCAGCAGGAUGGGAACACAUUUGGGCAUUCCCUGGGCAAUAGCUUUGUAGACGUCUAAUUCUCUCACACCAGAAGCGACUUGCAGUAUGUUCUCUAUUCGUUCCUGACAUUGUAAAAAAGCCGGACUGAAGACUUGUGAGUAAAUAUGGUCUGGGCUUAUCUUGUUUGUUUACUAAACCUUGGGCUUUAUACCGGAAGAGCUUUGGAACGCGAGACCAUGAGUCUUGCUUUGUGUGUACUUAACGCUGCUUAGAGUGAAUGCCUUUUCUGUAUUUGAGACUAUUUAAUGAUUUUAAACCCAAAA
This is a messenger RNA of Anolis sagrei ordinatus, 4118 nucleotides long. Lineage: Eukaryota; Metazoa; Chordata; Lepidosauria; Squamata; Anolidae. The record is from RefSeq and is a predicted model, not a curated record.